This is a messenger RNA of Chrysoperla carnea, 471 nucleotides long. RefSeq names its product ubiquitin-fold modifier 1 (gene Ufm1). Bases 159 to 422 code for a protein of 87 amino acids. The transcript has 4 exons. The record is from RefSeq and is a predicted model, not a curated record. NCBI's taxonomy places the organism in Eukaryota, Metazoa, Arthropoda, Insecta, Neuroptera, Chrysopidae. Gene Ontology annotation, cellular component: cytoplasm; nucleus. Gene Ontology annotation, biological process: protein K69-linked ufmylation.
UGUUGAUAUGUGACGUACACACUUGUAUAUUACUAAAACUAAGCCACUUGAAUAAAACACAUGUCAGUGUGACAUUUUAAUGAAAUCUGUGAUUAUUUCUAUACUAAGGAAAUAAUUUUUCAUAUUAACUUAAAAGUAAUACAACUUUAAAAAAUAAUAUGGCUUCAUCGAAAGUAACGUUUAAAAUUACGCUAACAUCAGAUCCAAAGCUACCAUUCAAAGUGCUUAGUGUACCAGAAGCAACUCCAUUUACUGCUGUAUUGAAAUUUGCAGCUGAAGAAUUCAAAGUUCCACCCGCAACUUCUGCUAUUAUUACAGACGAUGGUAUAGGCAUUAAUCCACAACAAACAGCAGGAAAUGUAUUUUUAAAACAUGGGUCUGAAUUGCGAUUGAUACCAAGAGAUCGCGUAGGAAGCCAAUAAAUUAUAAGUUUUAUAAUAUAUUCGUAAAUUGUUAAUUUUUUUAAGCGAA